AUGUCGACCAGCGCCAACCCGAAGCCGAAGCGGCGGCGGAGGGGCCCGCCGAAGCAGGGCCCUGGGUACCCCAUGGUGGCCACCGUGGGGGCAAUGGUUGCCCACGAGGUGGGCGCCGAAGGGCCACGGAGGGACGCGAGGCAAGGACCCGCGUUCCCUAGGGUGGUCGCCGCCACGACCAGGGGAGGAGGUGCCGGUGAGCAGCGCGCUGAUGGAGUGGAGGGUUCGGCGUCGAACGCUGAUAGGAGCGCUCACGAGGCAGGUGGCGUCGAUGGCACGUACCUCACCGAGACACGGUUUGAUCAAUGUGCUAUUUCUCCACUGUCGCUCAAAGCCAUCAAAGAUGCUGGAUAUGAAAGGAUGACCCAGGUGCAGGAGGCUACUCUGCCAAUAAUUCUUCAAGGAAAGGAUGUUCUUGCAAAAGCAAAGACAGGAACAGGAAAAACAGUUGCCUUUUUGCUUCCAGCCAUCGAAGUUCUCUCUGCAUUACCUCGAUCAACUUCUAUAAAUUUGCUGGUGAUGUGCCCUACCAGGGAGCUUGCAAACCAAGUGGCUGCUGAGGCCAGGAAGCUUCUCAAGUAUCAUCGCUCACUGGGUGUGCAGGUUGUAAUAGGUGGCACACGGUUGCCUCAAGAGCAACGGAGCAUGCAAGCUAACCCAUGUCAGAUUCUUGUUGCUACCCCUGGAAGGCUUAAGGAUCAUCUUGAGAACACGCCUGGAUUCUCCACCCGAAUUAAAGGUGUGAAGGUUCUUGUUCUUGAUGAGGCUGACCGCCUGUUGGAUAUGGGAUUCAGAAGAGACAUUGAGAAAAUAAUUUCUUUCAUCCCUAAAGAGAGGCAGACACUGCUGUUUUCUGCUACUGUUUCAGAAGAGGUCCGCCAAAUUUCUCACCUUGCAAUGAGAAGGGAUUAUGAUUUCAUUAACACUGUUCAAGAGGGCGAUGAGGAGACACAUGCCCAGGUAAACCAGACGUACAUGAUUGCACCUCUUGAUCUGCACUUCCCCAUAUUGUAUGAUGUAUUGAAGAAGCAUAUUGCGGAUGAUGCAGAAUACAAAGUGAUAGUAUUCUGUACUACUGCAAUGGUUACAAAACUUGUCGCUGAGGUACUUUCCCAGCUAAAACUGAAUAUAAGAGAGAUUCAUUCCAGAAAGUCGCAAUCUGCAAGAACUAAGGUCUCAGAUGAAUUCAGGAAAUCAAAGGGUCUUAUAUUAGUCAGCUCCGACGUAUCUGCCCGUGGUGUAGAUUAUCCUGAUGUCACACUUGUCAUACAGGUUGGUCUGCCAGCUGAUAGAGAACAGUAUAUACAUAGACUCGGACGGACUGGACGGAAAGGCAAGGAAGGGCAAGGCAUCUUACUAUUGGCUCCCUGGGAAAUGCAUUUUCUUAGUACAGUUAAUGAUUUGUCAAUAUCAGAGGCUGCAACACCUUCGGUUGAUUCAAGCAUUCAGGCAGCAGUCAAUGACGCAGUCAGAAGAGUGGAGAUGAAGAGCAAGGAAUCAGCCUACCAGGCAUGGCUGGGGUACUACAACUCAAACAAGGCCAUCAGCCGAGACAAGGCCAGACUUGUGAGGCUGGCUGAAGAGUUCAGCCAGAGCAUGGGGCUUGCAGUCCCGCCAGCCAUUCCCAAACUCAUUCUACGGAAGAUGGGCCUUAGCAAUGUUCCUGGGCUCCGGUCUUCGAACCGUGGUGAUCCAAAUUCAGCAGAAUUUGACCAGUGCUUCUCUCAGCUUGGUAAACGCUGUGCUUCCACAUUGCUGCACGUUAGUGCUGGGCCAUGGAGAAUAGCAUAUUGUUUUCCUUUUGCUAAAGUUCAUCAGGAGUUUCUCAAGACGGGCCGGAUUCUGUAG
This is a messenger RNA of Miscanthus lutarioriparius, 1848 nucleotides long. The record is from the annotation of a GenBank genome assembly. NCBI's taxonomy places the organism in Eukaryota, Viridiplantae, Streptophyta, Magnoliopsida, Poales, Poaceae.